Cercocebus atys (sooty mangabey) is the source of this 1265-nucleotide messenger RNA. It is a transcript of the gene MRPS22, whose product is annotated as mitochondrial ribosomal protein S22. Lineage: Eukaryota; Metazoa; Chordata; Mammalia; Primates; Cercopithecidae. The record is from RefSeq and is a predicted model, not a curated record. The coding region runs from base 68 to 1150 and encodes 360 amino acids. Gene Ontology annotation, cellular component: mitochondrial small ribosomal subunit. The transcript is spliced from 8 exons. Gene Ontology annotation, molecular function: structural constituent of ribosome.
UGCAAGAACCGGGCGUGACUCGGAAAUCCCUCCCAGCCACCUCCGGCGCAAGUGGCCGCUGAUAAUCAUGGCGCCCCUCAGAACCACUAUGUCGCUGUGGAACCUCCUGAGGGGUUCUCCAGGCGUGAAAAGGGUCUGUUUCCGGGCUCGAAUCCAGCCCUGGCACGGUGGCCUGCUCCAACCGCUACCUUGCUCUUUCGAGGUGGGGCUGCCACGCUGCCGGUUCAGCUCCGAGGCCGCAGAAUCUGGUAGCCCAGAGACCAAGAAACCUACAUUUAUGGAUGAGGAAGUUCAAAGCAUACUCACGAAAAUGACAGGCUUGAACUUGCAGAAGACUUUUAAACCAGCUGUACAAGAACUGAAGCCACCAACCUAUAAGCUAAUGACUCAGGCACAGUUGGAAGAGGCUACAAGACAGGCAGUUGAGGCAGCUAAAGUACGAUUAAAAAUGCCACCGGUUCUGGAAGAGCGAGUACCAAUAAAUGAUGUGUUAGCUGAAGAUACGAUUUUGGAAGGAACAGAAACAACCAAAUAUGUGUUUACUGAUAUAUCAUAUAGCAUACCACAUCGGGAGCGUUUUAUUGUCGUUAGAGAACCAAGUGGCACACUACGCAAAGCCUCUUGGGAAGAACGGGACCGGAUGAUACAAAUUUAUUUCCCAAAAGAAGGUCGUAAAGUUUUGACACCAAUAAUUUUCAAGGAAGAAAAUCUUAGGACUAUGUAUAGUCAGGACAGGCAUGUUGAUGUCCUCAAUCUCUGCUUUGCCCAGUUUGAGCCAGAUUCCGCUGAGUAUAUCAAGGUUCAUCACAAGACCUAUGAAGAUAUAGAUAAACAUGGAAAAUAUGACCUUUUACGUUCAACAAGAUACUUUGGUGGAAUGGUGUGGUAUUUUGUAAAUAAUAAAAAGAUUGAUGGUUUGCUGAUUGACCAGAUUCAGAGAGAUUUAAUCGAUGAUGCAACCAGCUUGGUCCAGCUGUAUCACAUACUCCAUCCAGACGGCCAGUCGGCUCAAGAGGCCAAGGAUCAGGCUGCUGAGGGAAUAAAUUUAAUCAAGGUCUUUGCAAAAACAGAAGCACAGAAGGGAGCCUAUAUAGAACUAACACUGCAAACUUAUCAAGAAGCACUCAGUCGCCAUUCUGCAGCUUCCUAAAAAUAUUUUAAAAAUACAUUUAUUUUACUAAAUACUGACUACAUUUCUCUGUUAAUAUUGAGCUAAACGUUAAAAAAUGGCCAGAUUAAAAGGUAUCAAUUUGUAGUUCUCCCUA